AUGAAGUAGCUUUUCAUCACGUCGCCAAAGAUAACAUUUCGGCAGUGUUUUUGAACCCACAGCUCCAUAUCAAUCACUCUCUCAAUAGAACUCGCUCAAGGAACUGGGACAUCCAGUCGAACUUGUUCGUCUGUCUUUGCCAUUGUGAUGUAAGUAUUGAGUUUGAAGGACUGUCAGUAUGGAUUUUGGUGUCAUACCGGAGGAUUUCGACCUUUUGGCCUUUGUGGAUGGCAACGGGCCCAACCACUGUAUUCCAGAACUCGACGACGCCGACAUCUGGGAGAUUCUAGCGGAUGACAAUCUCAAGGACAUUCAAACCAGUCAUUCUUUCAUCCCCCCCAACUACCCAAGAGACAAUGUUUCAUCCAACGACUCGGGUACAACAAAGAGGUGCCCAAUAUGUGGAGGAUCGGCAGGAAAGCAUUGCUACUAUGGUGCCAACACAUGUUCCGGAUGCCGAAUGUUCUUCCAAAGGGCAGUCAAAUCGAACAAGAUUGUCCAACAAACUUGUAGCAAGGGAGGAACUUGUUCCACCAUUGUUAUUCCUUCUUCUUCUCCACGCAGUAGAGUGUGCAAGGUCUGUCGGUUCCAAAAAUGUCUGGAAGUGGGGAUGAAACCUAGCUACGUCGUCACUGGCCGACAAACUAUCAACAAGAGUUCCCCUUCGGAUUACACAAGGUCCAAGAAGAUUGUCGAAGACUCGGGCAAGUCGUUCCCAUUGGAAAGAAGAGGUUCUCAAAUGAUGUUUGUUUUCACUUUGGAGGAGAGGAAUGUCUACGUGGAUGAAUUCACCCAACUUAUCACUAAAUCCUACAAUACCGUGAUCGACUUUUAUAGUGUGCAGCCAGUUAUGUUUGACAUCUUGGUGAAGACCGUAUUCCAAGGCCAGACAAGUGAUUCGAAUAGUCUCAAAUGCAUGACCAAGCUCGACGAAGAUAUCCUCAUGCAAUACUGCAUGGGGAAUCCGGACUUUGAGCAACUUUACUUUCAUGACAGGAUGCUUUUGAUCCACCACAAUUUCCCAAUCUUAUUUGGAUUCAUGUGGAGCGUGUUUUGCAUGCCUGAAUUUUUGACGGAUUAUUUAGGCGGCCUAGUCCGACACCUUAAUCACGGUGCUAACAAGAAAGGCAAACAGCUCAUUAGUCCUCUACAAAAGUCUGAAAGGACCAAGCUAACCCAGGGAGUUGAGAAGAUGACCAACGAGAGCGAUCCAUUGAGAUUGGUCAAAAAUAUGCAUCAAAUCCAAGACUGGGUUAAGGCAACCUCUGAUCCUUCUCGAGAUAAUGUUCUGAUAGUCUUGAUUUUGAAGGUGUUCCUUUUUUCCACUGAAUUUGGACACGACAAGCUCAAGAAUGGACCCAAGAUCAAGGCAUGCCAUCAGAAAUACCUUUUCCAACUUCACAGAUAUCUCAAGCAACUCUUUCAUGAAUCUGCCAAUAGUAGACUUCACCAGCUUUUUCUUAUGUCACUUUGUGCCAAAGAUGUUUUCAAUGCAUUGCAAUCUUUGACUAUAAACUUAUAGCUCAAUCGUA
Molecule: messenger RNA, 1532 nt
Organism: Tigriopus californicus
Lineage: Eukaryota; Metazoa; Arthropoda; Copepoda; Harpacticoida; Harpacticidae
Product: nuclear hormone receptor family member nhr-10-like
Exons: 2
Coding region: 179-1522 (447 amino acids)
Biological process (GO): cell differentiation; anatomical structure development; regulation of transcription by RNA polymerase II
Molecular function (GO): RNA polymerase II cis-regulatory region sequence-specific DNA binding; zinc ion binding; nuclear receptor activity
Source: RefSeq, a predicted model, not a curated record